Sparassis crispa is the source of this 759-nucleotide messenger RNA. RefSeq names its product Proteasome subunit beta type-6. The record is from RefSeq and is a predicted model, not a curated record. The transcript is spliced from 6 exons. The coding region runs from base 1 to 759 and encodes 252 amino acids. Gene Ontology annotation, cellular component: proteasome core complex. Lineage: Eukaryota; Fungi; Basidiomycota; Agaricomycetes; Polyporales; Sparassidaceae.
AUGCCUGACGGUUCAUACGACCACCCACAGCAGCGGCAGUUUAACCCGUACACGGAGAACGGUGGGACAAUCCUCGCUAUUGCUGGUGCGGACUUCACCGUGAUUGCGGGUGACACGAGGCAGAGCGAAGGUUACAGUAUUCAGACGCGAUAUGCGCCAAAAGUCUUUAGACUAACCGACCGAGCUGUAUUGGCUGUAAAUGGCUUCGCGGCAGAUGGAAACAUGUUCGUGAAGAAAGUCAAGCAGCGGCUCGAGUGGUAUCGUCACGCGCACGCGAAGGAUAUGCCUCUCCGCGCAAUUGCCAGACUUAUCCAGACGAUGCUGUAUGCCCAGCGCUUCUUCCCCUAUUAUGUAUACAACAUCCUCGGAGGGAUUGAGGAAGAUGGCUCUGGUGCCGUGUACUCCUUUGACCCUGUCGGCUCAUACGAGCGUGAGGCAUGUCGGGCCGCGGGUGCAGCACAGUCAUUGGUGCAGCCCUUCCUCGACAACCAGAUAUACUUCAAGAACCAGGUCGCGGCGCCCGGAUCCCCGCAUCCCACGCACCUGCCACUACCUGGCGUACUAUCCAUCGUCAUCGACUCAUUCACAAGCGCCACGGAGCGUCACAUCGAAGUCGGAGAUGGUCUCGAGAUGUACGUCGUCCUCGCAAAAGGGCGCAGCGUGCAAGGCCUCGAGGGCAUCAGCGGAAUCCGGGAGGUGAGCACGAAGGCCGACAGUGACCGCGUGUUCGUGAUCCGGAGAGAACUCAAGAAGGAUUGA